AUGUCGACGCACACAAUUGAUGUGGAUGAAGUGAAUGAGUAUAAUGGCAAUGUUGAUGACCGUAAUGAACGUUUAUUGGAAAUGGACCCAACAGUGCAUAUAUGUUUUGAAUCAAUGAUUGAAGCUAAAAAAUUUUACACAAACUACACCAUUAGAUGUGGGUUUGUCGUGCGGACUAGAACUUCUAAAAAAGAUAAAGACAACAACGUCUACUACUUGAGAAUAGUUUGUUCAAGGAAGGGCAAAUAUGUGUCUUCCGUCAAACCAGUGGUCAAAACACUUCCAAGUCACAACCAUGAUCUUUGCCCAAAUAACUCCAACCUAUUUGCAGCGAAUAGGAAGUUAAGCAUGCAAGCAAAACACACCUUGGAGGUCAACCAUGAUGCUGGAGUUAGGUUAAAUAAGAGUUUCCUUAGCAUUGUCAACGAUGUCGGUGGCUAUGAAAACAUGGACUUUGUCGAGCGGGACGCAAGAAACUACAUUGGCCAACACAGAAGAUCUUUAUGUAAGGAUGGUGAUGGUCAGGCACUCCUACGACACUUUUCUUCAAUGAAGGAUAGAAAUAACGAGUUCUUGUAUGACAUUGCACUGGAUGAAGGGAAUAAAAUUUGUAGUGUGUUUUGGGCUGAUGCAAGAAGUCGUGCUACAUGUGAAGAAUUUAGUGAUGUUGUUUCCUUUGACACGAAUUACUUAACAAAUAAGUACGACAUGCCAUUUGCGUCUUUUGUUGGAGUUAACCAUCAUGGACACUCCAUUUUACUUGGUUGUGGAUUGUUGUCUUCGGAAGACAUUGUCUCAUUUGUAUGGUUGUUCCAAUGUUGGCUAAGAUACAUGCGUAAUAAGAGUCCUCAAGGUAUUAUUACUGACCAAUGCAGGGCAAUGGCCAACGCUAUUGAACAAGUGUUUCCUGAUAUGAGGCACAGGUGGUGUUUAUGGCACAUCCUUAAGAAGUUGCGUGAAAAAUUCCACGGGUAUAGAAAUAAUCCCGCUAUCAAAAGCGAACUACAUGCGCUUUUAUAUGAUUGUGGUUGUCCAAGAGAAUUUGAAAAUGGUUGGGAGGAAGUACUUACCAAACAUGGAUUGGAGCAAAAUGAAUGGCUAUGUAAUUUGUACGAAGAGAGACAUAAAUGGGUUCCGUGUUACUUGAAAAAAAAAAUUUGGGUCAGCAUGUCUACCACUUAG
Vigna angularis (adzuki bean) is the source of this 1182-nucleotide messenger RNA. Its product is annotated as protein FAR1-RELATED SEQUENCE 5-like. Bases 1 to 1182 code for a protein of 393 amino acids. Gene Ontology annotation, biological process: regulation of DNA-templated transcription. The transcript has a single exon. The record is from RefSeq and is a predicted model, not a curated record. NCBI's taxonomy places the organism in Eukaryota, Viridiplantae, Streptophyta, Magnoliopsida, Fabales, Fabaceae.